Molecule: messenger RNA, 699 nt
Organism: Symbiodinium sp. CCMP2592
Lineage: Eukaryota; Dinophyceae; Suessiales; Symbiodiniaceae
Source: the annotation of a GenBank genome assembly
AUGGCUUUCCAUGGCGAGUUUGUGGAGAUCAUCGGCAAUGUGCGAAACCUGAAGUAUCGCCUGGAAAGCCUCUGUGGCAUGUCACGAUUCAGGCAGAGGUUGCUGAAGGAUGACGAAGAUCUCGAGGAUGACGUGCAGCUUGAGCCGGGGGACUUCCAGCUGGUGCUACUACACUUCUGCAGGGCUUCCGAGCAGCAGGUCGGUCUACUGGGCCGGUAUGCCAAGGAUGGUGAAGAGAAGAGGGUAGAGGAGAUGCUCAUGCUGCCUCAAAAUCCCGACUUGAUCGGAAGCCUGGGCAUGACGCCCCUCUGCCUGGCAUCGCAGGCUGGCCACGGCAGAGUCGUAGAGCUUCUGCUGGAAGCGUCGGCAGACAAGAACAAGGCCUGUGGAUGGGCCACGCCGCUCCGCGUCGCAGCUCAAGAGGGCCAUGCAGAGAUCGUGCGAGUCCUACUGGAGGCGAGGGCGGAGACAGAGGGGUAUUCCGAGGCACGGGGAGACACCCCCUUGGGUUUAGCAGCCAGCGAAGGCCACAGAGAGGUCGUCCGCCUUCUCUUGGAGGCGCAGGCAGACAGCAACAGAGGUGGUCCGGUCUACGCUCGGCCUGGCCAUCACAUCAGCUCGUCCGGAUGUGGAGAUCGUCCGGCUGUUGUUGGAGGCCGGUGCCGACCAAAGUGUCGGUGUGGAUCUCGAGGCUGUUGA